AUGACGUCCUCCAUGGAUACAAUCGAGAUCGUUGGAGGCGUCCAUGCCGGGACGAAGCGUCUUCAACUGAAAUCUGUGUUGGAACGAUAUGGGGAGAUCGACAUUUGUCACAAGGUCGGCGACCCCGUCCAGCACAUUCCUUGGGUGCGCUUCGUCAACGCUUCAGGCGCGCGGCAAGCCAUGGAUGCCAUAGACCGGCAAGAGGUGCUCAUCGAUGGCGUUGCGAUCAAGGCCCGGUGGAAGCCGAGAGGGAAGGACAACACCGCGGAUGAGCGCAAAGGCUACACAAGUCGAGACAUCUUCAUGGCGGAGAAGCAGCGCAAGGGCGGCGGCGGAGGCGGUGGUAGCAGAGAGCUAAUGCAACAAAGUAGCAGGCGUAGCAGCCGUAGCCGCAGCCGAAGCAAUGGCCGGCGCAAUGCGAGAGGUGGUGGCGGAGGUAGCCGGUCAAUGAUCUAUGACGACAGGCCCAGAGAUCGCGACCGCUACGACGAUAGGCGCCGAGACGACCGGGGCUACGACGAUCGAGGUCGUCAUGAUGAUCGGCGCGAUGACCGGCGGGAUGACAGGCAUAGCUACGACGACCGCCGUGAUGACCGACGCCGCGAUGAUCGCCAUGAGGACCGCAGAGAUCGGGAGGACAGCAGAGACAGGGGCCGUUACACAUCGAGCCGCGGAGGGCGCCUGUGA
Molecule: messenger RNA, 687 nt
Organism: Symbiodinium sp. CCMP2456
Lineage: Eukaryota; Dinophyceae; Suessiales; Symbiodiniaceae
Source: the annotation of a GenBank genome assembly